UAGAUAAAGGAAAGGUCAUAGAGAUGCCAGUACAGUGUGGGAGCUGCCCACAGCUGCUCUAACGGUGUGCUGCUUAAAUUUAUCCAAUGGCCAUGGGAUACACACAGCAGAACACAGACCUGAAGGCCAUCCUGUAUGUGGCUACACUUGGGUUAACUACUGCAUGGAUCAUGACAGUUUUAAUGCACAAUGAUCCUUCCAAGCAGGUCCACCAUCCUGCAGUGUGGAGGCAUUUAUUCCCAUUAAGAGAACUCCAUUACGAGCAAGGUCUCUGGAGCGAUCUCUGGAGAACAAGAAUGCCCUUACAGAAGUAGAGGGUUUUUUCCUGUUCCCUUACAUUCAUUCUCUCCCCCUCUCUCUCCCUCAGCAGGGUACCCUCAGCUUUUCAUACAGUUAGGAAUGCGAAGAGGAUAAAACCUAAGCCACACACAGAGGUGUGUCUCCAAGUGCUUCGCAGUGCUGAGGAGACCGUUACAACUGUGGAGUUUCCUGGUUCCCUGGUGUUCUUUAGGAUCUCUUACAGGGGUGAGCAGGACUGGAGGAAACGUGAGGGCAAACGUGAGAGGACUACAAGUGCACCCCAGGCCAGGACAGCGUCGUUAGUAGCAGCCUCUCCUCACAACGCGCCAACUCCUAAGGUGAGCCCGGUGCGGAUGCGGCGGCCGGGCGAGGCGCAGCGCCGCAGUCCCCGGCAAGUGCCGGAGAACGAGCCUGGGGCGGGAGACAUGGAGUCCGGUGGAGACCUCCCGGCGGAUCGGCCCUCGGCCCUUCGGAGUGGGAUGGAGGAGGCUGAGAAGGAGGCAGAUGAUGAGGGAGGGAAGACUGCCUGGCACCAGAGCCUGAAUCCCGAGCUGCAGCAGGGGUACCGCAUCCUGCGCGAGUUCCUGCUGGAGAAGUACCGGCCUCUGACGGCGCCGUUCCUGAAGCCCCUCGCGGAUCAGGCGUAUUUCGGGGAAGAAGUCUCUGGCUCCCUCUUGGGCCGUAAGAACAGCCAGUCCUUGCAGCAGUUGCCCGCUGGAAUAUGGCUAUUGGAAAUGGAAGAGAAAUUUUCCAGUGGGCAGUACACAGGGAUAGCAGAUUUCGUGUGUGACUUCCGGCUCAUGCUGGAGACUUGCUAUCGGCUGCACGGUGUGGAUCACUGGCUCUCCAAACAGGCCCAGAAGCUGGAGAUGAUGCUGGAACAGAAGUUGGCGCUGCUAUCCCGGCAUUUAAGAGAGAAAACAUCAUUAGCUGUAACAUCUAGAGGAUGCUAUGGGCAGGAGGAUGAAAAAACAACAGCAUGCAUUUCUACAAGACGUCGUUCCACUCCUCGCAAUUUAGUGGGUUUGUCAACGGGCAUGUUUGAGUCUGUGAUGGUUCAGGUUCUAAGACAAGAGGAGCAACUGAGAGCAAAAGAGGAAAAGAGCCAGAAGCAAAUAAUCUCUGCCAGUGCCUCUGCCGUUACCUCAUUGAUGUGGCAUUUCAGCUUGUCAGUUAGGCAGAGAGAUCAAGAAAGAAAAGAAGCAGAAGAAGCUAGUCAGAAAGAAAUAGAAGAAUGGGAAAAAUCACUUUUAGCUCAAGCAGCACCUACAAGGAUGGAGACAAUGUGGGAGAUUCCAGCUAUUGGUCAUUUUCUUUGCUUGGCUCAACAGAUUUUAAAUUUACCUGAAAUAGUAUUCUAUGAAUUGGAACGUUGUCUUCUGAUGCCUCAGUGUAAUGUUUUUUUGUCUAAAAUAAUGACUUCUUUGUUAAGUCCUCCUCAUCGUAGACCUACAUUACAUCGCAGGCCUACAUUUUCCUACAGGACUUGGGAAGCAGCACUCAGAAAGAAGGUGCAACACUGGUAUACUGUUGUGGGGCAGACUGACAAUCCUAAUGGUGCUGCAGAAAAACUUGGACUGUGUCCCCAGUUUUUCAAAGUUCUUGGAGAAGUUAAUCCCUUGGAGGAAAAACCAUUUCAUGAACUACCAUUCUAUCAAAAAGUUUGGCUGCUAAAAGGUCUCUGUGACUUUGUAUAUGAAACACAAAAGGAUGUACAGGAUGCAGUGCUAGGUCAGCCUAUCCAUGAAUGCAGAGAAGUAAUUCUUGGUUAUGACUGCUUGGAAAAUGCGUAUGUUCACUUUCCACAGUUCUGUGGUGCAGAUGUUCGAAUUUACAAACAAAAACCUUUUCAGGCUCCUGAAUUCCCAUCUCUUCCCAUCAAAGUUAAAAAAGUGCCACGUAUUAAAUUGGAAAGAGUAAAACAUGAAUAUGUAAGCAAAAGCAAUGGGGAGGUCAGUUCUGGUGGGAGAGAGCUGCUGUGUCAUUCCAAGGCAGGAGAGAAAAGUAUGGACAUUGUUAUCUGUCCAGAAAAAAGAACACGUUUAGGUAGUUUUAGAGUCCCUACAGAGGAAACAAAGGUUGACUGUGAAAUAAAAGCCUCAAGAGUUUGUGACAUCAAAAAACCUGGUUGUUCUAAAGAGAACUUCAGGAAUUUGAUAACUUCAGGAGAGAUUGUGGAUAUAGGUGGUCACCCUAGUUCAGAGGAAAUAACAGAUGUGGAGAAUGGACAAAGUUGCACUGAAAUGGCCAGAGUAAGACCUGAGCUGAGUCCAUUCAAGGGGAGCACACUGAAAGCUUGCCAAAUGCAUGUCAAUGGCACUUAUAAUGAAAGCCAAGGCAGAAAUUACCAUGAAUCUUCUGAAGAAACAGUGCUAGAGACCUUACUGCAAAAUAAGAAGAAACUAAAUAAGAUGCUGGCAAAAAAGAAGAAAAAGAAAAAAAAGAAGUUGAAGGAUAUUCUAAAUGAAAAUCUACAGAGAAAACUUGAUGACUUGCAAAGAAAGCGUGAGAUUCAUCUUCAUCCAUUCAAAUCUUAUAAGUCUGAGAUCCAGAACAAGUUGUUUUUAAUUAAAAAGAAAGCAAAACAUAAGAAGAACAAGUCUGGAAAAAAAUCGUUAUCUAAAAAAGCAAUCACAAAGAAGAGGAAAGGUGUCAGAAAGUCUACCAUACCAGAAUUUCAGCUUAUUUGCACUAAUCUUGAUGAACUCAGGGAAUUAAUCACAAAGAUUGAGAGUGAACUCAAAGAUCUGGAGGACAUUAAAAAGAAAUCGGGAAGAUGGUUCCACCGGAAGCAAGCAGUAAAGGAAUUGCAUGGUACGUUGUUACGACUGCUUAAUGAACUGUUACCAUGGGAACCAAAGCUAAUUAAAGCAUUUCAAAGAAACAGGUCUAGAUUGAAGAAGGACUAUGAUGACUUUAAAAGACAUCCAGACCAUGAUAAAUUUACCAGAGAAUUGUGGAGUAAUGAUGAAAGUGAAGUUGAUUCUGGCAAAGAAUCUUUUGCAGUAGUAUGCGGUAAAUCAUCAGAGUCUGCAGAACAUAUAGAAGUUCCCAAAAAAGAUCACUCAGACAAUGAUGAAAUGAAACUAUUAGAGAUGAAUUUACCUGCAGGAAAAAACAGAAUUCUGAAAAAAGAAUCAGCUUCUAAAGAUAUACAGAAGACACUGCCUAAAUGCAUUAAACGACAGUUCAAGCAAAAUAGUUGUCUGGAUCAAAGCACUAAUGAGCUUUCACCAAGGAAGAAAGCUAAACUGAGCACUAAUGAGGAUGUGGUCCAGAGUUCAGAAAGUAGCCUGAAGUUGGAUAGUUGCUUGACUGAGGUGAAACAAUUUGAAGGGUCAACUCUAGAGUUGCUUUCCUUGACAGGUCCUGCAACAUCAGUAUCAAACUUUCUGAAAGGGACCAAACCCAUCCAGGCCUUGCUUGCCAAGAAUACUGGGAACAAAGUGACCUUAACAAAUCAACUGUUGCCUCCUGCAGGCAUGAACAUAUCUACUUCUGAAAAGUCAGUUUUACCAGCUUUGGAAUCAUCCCUGAUCAAACCAGCAUUGCCCUGCCCGGCCGGUUCAAAGACUCCUCUACAAAUGGUAUACAAAAUGCCAAAUGGCCACUGUGUACCAAUAGAUGUUCCCAACAGCUCAGUGAAAAUUCAAAUGCAAGCUAUGAUUGACCCUAAAAAUGGAGAAAAAGUCAUGCAACAAGUUCUUAUUUUACCUAAGAAUUUUCUUCUUCAGCAGAAAGAAGAAAAAUUUGAAUCCAAGGAUAUUCAGUCACUACAACAAAAGUCAUUUGAGAUGCACUGUACAUCUUUACCAAAAAUGCCAAAUGUCAGUGUUUCUUUAACACCUGUUCUGGUGACAAGCCCUGCAAAUGCUACUCAGUCACCCACUACAGUUUUUAGCAAGAAUACUACCCACUCAUCACAAGUGACUGGUCCCAUGAGCUCUACACAACCACUGUCUAGUGUAACUUCAGCAGAUAACUUAUCAAUAAUUAAGGUAAGCCAAAGUGACAGUGACAAAUUCAAGACUACAGUUUCGACUGCUACAUUGCCUGUGUCUUUGGCUUCACCUACUCUUUCCACAGCUAGCCAGUCCUUGAUACCAGCAACAGCAUUAAGUGCAUCUACAAACACUGAUUCUGCCUCUCACAGUCUAGCAUCACAGCAGCAAACUGACUCCCUUGAAACUAAGCAAGAGCUAAAGACAGUGUGUGUAAGAGAAUCACAAUCUAUCCUGGUCACAACACGAGGUGGAAACACUGGAAUUGUUAAAGUGCAAACAAACCCAGACCAGAUUUCACCUAGUAGUUUAUGUCCUAGUUCAGUUUUCACUUACGCAUCUCAACUUCAGGCCUUUCUUGUGCCAAAAACCACAGCAGUAUCAUGCUCUAGUCUUCCAUUUGUAGCAACAGCUACAUCUGCUCUCCCACAUAUUGGACAAUCACCUCCUUCUGGAUUUGCUCUCUCAACAACUUCUUUUGUUAACAUUCCAGCUUCCCCUGCUGAUUUUACCCAGGCAAUGGAGAAAAAUACCAAAUUUACACUACAGCAGCCAGUUGUUUGGGACUCUUUAUGUCGAGUAAGAGAGGACUCCUGCCAUGUGUCUUCUUCUUUAUCCUCUAUUCCAUUAGCUAGCAAAUUGGUGCCAGCAGCUCCAAACAGCCUUGUUAGUGUGACUAGCAUUGGACAAAGUAAUAUUGUCAAAACUCCAAAUUCUUCUGUGCAGCAUCAAGGGGAUACUAAAGUGAAAACAAAAUCUGUUACACAAUCUGAGUCAAAUUCUGCAACAAAUGGAGAGUUAAUCAGUGGUACUCCAGUCCAGAAAUUUACAUUAAUCGCAAAUCCACCAAUUUUAUCUCCCUCUGGGGCAUCAGGGAUCAAUAUUAUACCCUGUCCAGCAUCCACUGCUGUUAAUGCUCAGAAGCUGGUUUUCAUUAAAACACAAAUUGCCAAUGGCCCAUCAACCACCAAUCUAGUUGCAGAGUCAUUGAAACAGCACCUUCCUUCUUCCCUGACCAAAACCUUUGUUAAUGCCACAGAGCAACCACAGUUGGUUUUGAUCCCAUCUACAGUAGGAACACCAAUAAGAAUAAACUCAUCACCAACUAUUGCUCAAGUAAAAGAUGUGAAAAUUGGACUAAAUAUAGGUCAGACCAUUGUAAAUACUAAAGGCAGUGCACAGGAGGCCGUACCAGUUAGUAUAUUGCACUCUGGCAUUUCUAAAAGAGAAGACAAGAAGAGGACAGCCUCAGCCCCAUCCUUGACAAGUAGUACUAUUCCAAGUUCUGCUGUGUCAGCUAAUGGAUCUGUAUGUGUUGCAACAAAAGCUGAAAAUUCCUUUACAAUGACAGCAGCAAAUGCUCAAGUAGAAUCUGUUCCACUAACAUCAAGUGGAACUUCCUCUGGGGCACAGCCUACUGGCUUGAUUGGUGGAAAUGAUCCCUCAAGAACAAGGCCAGUUCUGGGUAAUCAGCUUUGUACAUCAAAUAUUGGAAAUACUGUGGGUAUAUCAACUGUGAAGACAGGACAUCUUGCUUCGUCUGUGCUGAUUUCAACACAGCCAAGAGUAUCUCCGCAAAACUUAGCAUCUGCUCUGCAAUUUCCAGUCAUUAGCUUGCCUGGACCUGCAGCCACCCCCCAAAAGGUGUUACAUACAGUUCCUCAGUUGGCAGCAGUUCCAGCUCCUCUUCCAGUACCAAAAAGACAGUUGCCCACACUGGUUCAGUUUCAGUCAUCAGGAAUUUCAGCUGCUGUGUCAAGUCAUGCAGGUAUUCACAAACCUCAGAGUGUGUUGCCCCCUCCAUCACUGAAUACAGGUGAAGUAAUUAGUUUUCCCAGUCCUUCCACCCUACAAUGCCAGCAGGUGCCUCCCAGUACAGAGAAACAAAGUCAUGAUUAUGCUUGUGCUUCUGCUGUUCAGAUGUCUGAAGCUUCGCCCCCUGUAACAAGCAAAACAGGAGGAAUUCCAUUGAAUGAACCUCCCACUCAACAGAAAAUAGUCAUUAACACUUGUAUGCCUUUGGCACCUGGAACUCAGAUAAUGAUUAAUGGUACUCGUUUUGUUGUUCCACUACAAGGCCUUGGAGCUGGCAGCCAUGUUCUUCUUCUCUCCUGUAAUACAAAACAGACUCCUUUAACAAUUAACCAUGGUCAAGAGCCUCAAGGUGUACCAAUGACCUCAAAAAUCAUCCUAGCACCAAGUCAUUCAUUAAGUUGGCAAAUACCAAAGCAUCCUUUGAAAAGCUCUACAAAAAUUGUGAACUCUUUUGGAGCUGCAGAUGCUUUACCCAUCGUACAUGCAACACCCCAGAUAUUUAGUACUCCAGCUAGCUCAUGUACUCCACUGUCUGCAGUAACUCUGUCUGUAUCUUCAGUGACAAAGUCUCCCAUUAAUGUAGCUCCAUCUUCUGUUUCUGCUGUUCAUCCUCCGAACUCUCAUUUACCAAGCAACACAUCAAUGUUUCAGCUAGAUGGUUCUAUCAAAAAACUGUUGGUCAGUCCAGAGGGAGCCAUACUGAAUGCUCUAAAUACUUCAGCACCAAAAGUUCCUUCCCUGUCUUCAUCACUGCUUCCUGUUGUUAGUUCCACAAGCAGAAAUGCUACUGCCGUCUUCCCUGCGUCUCAGGCAUCUUGCCUUGAUAAACCUGACAAAGCUGCAUCCUGAAUUUACUGCAAAUGAGCCACUUUGAAAUUUUGGGGCAUUCUUCAAACUUUGGAAGUUGUUAACUAUUGAAUAAUUUCUUACAAUGUUUUAAACAAUUGAUUUUCUCAAUAUUAACAAGGUUACAGUUCUUACCUGUUUACCUGUGGGGAUGUGGAGAAAGAAAAAUUUUAGUUUGUUGGAAGUUUUCAGAAAGUUCUCUAGUAAAAGGCUCAGAGAUGACCAAUUCAUUCGUUUAACAGUUUGGAGAAAUCUCACCAUUUGCACAUGUUCCAUCUUACACUAUGGACUGUUUGCCUGUGUGUUUAUGACAGUAUAUAUCUGCAUUUUAUUUGUCAAAUUUAUUUUUGACUUGUUUCUUAAAAAAAAAAAAGCAUUGUAAAAAUGCAAUCUACAGUAUAGAAUUGUACAUAUUCUUGAACUCCUAAAAAUCUGUACUAAAUAAUAUGUACAAAAAACUAUGCUGUCUUAUUUAUGUUUUGUUUACAUAAUAUAUAGUUUUUUAAGUAUUUUAGUAACUUUGGACCAGUGUACUGUUUAGCAACAACGCAGAAGAAUCUGCAUGUAAUAAAUCAAGUUGCUGUACUGCUUUGUGUUGGCAGUAGUUAAAAAUAUGUGUAUCUGUUACACAUGGGAGAAUACAUACAUGCAUACAUACAUAUUUUUCUUUUGGUGUGGGCUAGAAUGAAAUUAUUUAAUCUCUUCUGUUCUUCUCUGAUUUUACAUUUCACGUGAUUUGACAGGAUUUGGAAGGAAGGCCUCCCUAUUGUUCCUCAUGAUAUAGGGCAGGAAAACCCUUCAUCUAUUCUUAAUGGUUUGGUUAUGUUGCCUAAAUAACUGCAGUGAAAUGGUAAGACUACAAAUGGCUUCCUGUGCACCAGUCUAAGUCACACUGAUUGCUCUUAAGGACUGCCAUGCUUUGUCUUAAAACUCAAAGACCUGUUGAACAAUUCGUUGUUCUCUGUUUUACAGCCUUGUGUGUAUUUCCACAUUGUCAGUAACUGUAACAAGGUCACUCACUAAUCUUCCAUCUAGCCAUAACAACUACCCAUUUUUUUCACUGGUCAUGCUUUCUAGCUCUGUAUGUUUUCUUUAGCUUAUAAGUGGUCUAUCUGGAAGGACAGUGCUGAAACAUCAUACAAGAUUAAAAGAAGCUUUAUUAGUACUUUGAAUGGGGAUAAUUUACAUAUUGCUUAAACCUUCCCUUUUUUAUAAAGUGUAUUCAGUAUUUAUUGGCUUGGUUUCAGCAUUUGAUCUGAUAAAACCUUUGGGUUAUUUUCUGCAGAUCUGCUGAGUUCACAGCUGCCUGCUGCAGCACUCAUGGAGAUAAGUUUUUUAUAUCUUUUGUGAUUUUGCAUAUAGAGAAUGGGUGCCCAUCUUAUCUUAUGGAAGAUGGUGAUUUUAGAAUUGUUGUCUUCAUAUGUGUUGGAUUUUUUGUGGAGUUUGUUGGUUUGAGUUUUUUUAGAAACUAGAAGGGAAGAUUUCAGAAGAGCUUAUGAAUGAUAGUUGCCUUUUAAAUAGCUAUGACAAAGGGGAUAAAAGCUUACAUAUCUGUAUUUAGCAGUGUUUGUAGACUGAGUUUCAUAAAAAUGAAACUUCAAUCUUUGCUUUCAGCCUGUUGAAUUUUCUACUUCCCUUCCCCUUUUGCUGCAUACAGUUGAAGAACAGGACCACAUCUUACUGCCUCUGUCAGCUGCUCUUUAAAUUGUUCUGAAAAGUAACCUGAUAGCUAUUUAGCUGAAGUUCUGGGAAACUGGGGGGAAGAAAGGCUUGUGCCUUCCAUAGGGACCUUUCCUUUUGCACUAAUUGAAAAAAUUUCAUUGAGGAAUUGCAACUUUCUGGAUCAGAAAUGUCCAUCUUAUCUCAGGGCUGGGAAAGAUGGAAGCUGUCAGUUUUGGAAUGAAAUGUUUGUUUAAAUUCAGAAAAAGCUACCUGCUAUGAUUUUCCUACUUCUCAUGGAAGGUGUUUUGUAAUUGAUUUUGAAGACACCUCGUACUAAGGGUGUCUGCAUGCCCUUGUAGAGUUUACAGUACUUAGGAUUUUAAAGUCUGACUGCAUUUUACUGUUGAAUGCUGCAGGUGACUUUUCCAACAGAGGGAGAUGGCAGAGAAUGGCAGUUUCUUCAUGGACAUUUUACCCAUAUGUACCAGCAACUCAUUUUAUUUCCAUUUCAGUGUUUGAACCUUGGGACUUGCUUUUUUGGACUUUUUUCUUGCAGUGAUUGUUUUUUUCUAUUUUGUAAUUUAUGUUUACUGUAGAGUGAGUUGUCUACAUUGUUUGGAAAGCUCAAGACUAGGUUCUCGUAUUGAAGUUGUUCUUGAUGGAGAAAAAAUUCUUGCAUGGCAUUUUUCUGUGUGCUAAAGUAAUAGAAAGAUUUAUGCUAUAGUUCUAAUAAAGAGAAAAGUUAGAAAAGCUGAAUUUAGGAACUCAGGACUCAAGUAACUUGCUUGAAUGAUUUCCAAGAAAUAUCCUGAAUUAAUAUGGUAGUAUUUUAUGAUUUUCAUAAAUAUUUUAUAAUUUGGGAGACAUAAACUUUACAACAUGAAAAGUUUGAUUUGUUUGAUUACAGUUUUCAUGGGUUUUUAUUCUCAGACGUAUGUUCACAUUCCAAAUCCUACUGGAGAAAGACUUGAGACUGCUAUGUAAUGGGCUUGCAACAUUCAUUAUGUAAAACCAAAUUUUAGUAAUUUUUGUGAAUAAAAUUCCUAUUCUCAAGACUCUUUUCCGAUAAUAUGAAUGUCAGUCAGAGAUAAGGCUUUUUUUCAAAUGAAACUAAAUACCCAUUGACAAUUUGCUAUGUACCUUUUGCACUCCACCAGAUUAAUAGUGCUACCAGUAGCACAAAAAGAACUAUGAAAACGUAGAUUAUAUUCACAGGCACAAUGAAAAAGCAGAACUGCCUGCAUCUCAACUUGAAAUUAAAAAGACAUUUAAUGAAACAUAUAAACAUAGAUAUAUAAAUCAGCCUUUUAAGAAAACAUGCUCAGCAUUUCAGAGCUUGUAAAAUGCCUUGCUUUUGGACACCCUCUGAUAUUGUAUACAAUAUUCAUAUGCUAUAUUACAUGCAAAAUUCUAGGUUUACUAAUGACUUUGAAUAUUCUAAAUGACAUCCUUUUAUUUACCUGAAUGGACAUGUUCUGCGCAAUGGUUUUUCUUUGCUAUGAAUAGGAAAUUACAUUAAUAUUGCUUCAUUGUUCAAACCCCUGUGUGUGUGCUGUCAUUUUCUUAUAGGGAUUCUGCCACCCUAGAAGCAAUUAUAUUUGACAAGUCUUAGGGGUCAUAGAAGUACCUGUUCAAAUCAAGUGUUUCUGCCAAGUCGUUAAAAUCUGUGCUGAUUUCACUGUGUAACAUGGCGAAGGGUUUAAUGUGAAAAGGGAAGCAAAAAUUCUCCUGGUAAGUGAGUGGAGAGAAACUAAUAUGUCUCAUAGGAGUAGGUCAGAAAAUUACUAAAAGCUAGCAUUUGUAGUGCAUCCAUAGCCACCACACUGUGUGUGGUUCAUAGUUGGUUUUGCUUAUAUUUUGUGGUAGUGCAGAACUUCAGUAGCCCAAAUAAAUUUUAAAGUAAAUUAAUAAUUUUUAUUGAAGCAUCAAUGUUUGUUAUGUUUAAAGACUGUUUCCUUUGAAUAGAAUGGCCAGAGGUGCUCACAAAAACUUAACUCAUGUACACUGCUCUUUGUAAGCUGCACCACAAAUGAGUUCACUGACUCAAAAUAAUAAGAAAAAUAAGAUUAAUAAUGCUGCAUCAGACUUAAGAUCCAUCUAUCCUAUUACGAUGGCUAUCGAUCCCAGCAUCACCUAGUCUCUUGAAGCACUCAACAGUAGCAUUCCAAAAGAGCACAAAACCAGAUCUGAAUACUCUUAGUAUCCACUUAUCUGUGAGCCAGAGUAUUCCUCACACAGCUGUGAUUUUUUUUCCUGUUUAAUAGCUUUCAAUGUAUUUCUCUUGAUGAAAUACACCAAUCCUUUCAAGAAUUGAUGGAAGUAUGUAAAAACACUAUUUCCAUUCACAGCAUGCAGUGGUAAAGAGUUUGUAAAUAAAUCUCCUUUCUGGUUUUCAAACCUAGCACCUGCUCAUUUCAUUUGAUGUAAAUAAUAUUUAUAUUGUAAGAUACAAUAAGCCUUUGCUCUUUGCUAUUUUUCCAUAUGGCCUAUGUAGACCUUUGCUGUGUUGGUUGUUCUAUUUUCUAGAAUAAAGAGAAAUCGUGAAUUCAAUUAUUUCUUUCAUGGAAGUAAUCAGUUGCUGUCAUCGCUGUGUAUACUUCUUCAAUUUUACUAUAUCUUUGAGAUGUGGUAUCAGAAGAGUCCAUCUUCUAAAAGUCCUAUGAGCUAUUCAGUAGUGUGUUGAUGAUUUUUCUUUUAUAAUUAUUUCAGUGUUUGUAGUUUGGUUUCUGACUAUUAUUUAGCCUUGUACUAACUUUUUGAUAGAAAUUUGAAUUGUAAACCAGCUUUGCAUCAGUGUCAACUUAAUUCAUCCAAUAAAUCUAUACCACUUGCAGAAUAUUUUAGCUGUAAAGACAUGAUCUUUAAACCAGGUUAUUGAAACCACUGCAAGUCUGGCAGUCUCUGUUCCUAUUUACACUUGGUUUUAUGUCUCUUGAAGAUGUAAAAGGACAAACUCCUGUAAUGAUUUUCAGCAUGAUGCUUUUCAAAUCUCAUUGUUUUUGUACACAGGAUAGAAGAUAAAAUCUAUAUAUGGUCAUUUUAUACAGAUGGGCAUCCAGAUAAGGAUUUUUUAGUUCUUGAAGAAGCCACUUUGUAAAUAUGACACAGAGCAAUGUUAUUUUAAAUUUUUUUCCUUGAAACUACAGUGGCAUAAAAGCAAACGUAAAGAUCUUGAUAAAUCUUUGUCUAUUUUCCUAUUUUCUCAAAAUAUGGAAUUGUCUAGUCAGUAAUCACACCUGAAUGUCUUGAGUAAACUUGGAAACCAGGAUAGUUCAUUGCUUCAUAUGUGACUGGUCCAGAAGUUCUUCAGAAAUUUGGUGUCCUUACAGUAUCUUACAAUCUCAGCUGAACUAAGCAUAUUAAAUGAAAAUUGUAUGUAAAGGUAAUGCAUAGAAAAUGUAAUUUAUUGCUUAUAAUAUUUCUUGAAGUUGUUUGUUACACAGAAGAUCUAUUAAAAUGUGCAUAAAUAUGAUUUCCGACCUUUUGCAGAUGAAGACAAUGAAGUUCUGGGUUCUCAUAGCAACAUGGAGGAACUGGGAAUAGAAUCCUUGGUCCCCUGACUCCUUCCAGCAUCCCAUCCAUAACUAAAGGUUGGACACCUGGAUUACUGCUUUAUCUUCCUCUAUUCUCACUUUUUACAAUGAAGAAAAUAUUUGGAAAAUGCAAUUAUUUUCAAGAUUGUGAGGAGCAUUGACAAAUAGUAUUUAUAAAAAUUAAAUAGCAAAAGGAAGUAAGAUAGUAAAGAAACAACUGUGAUUUUUGUGAUUGUCUUCAGGCUUUAGAACUUUGUUUUUCAAUGCCAAUGUCAUAAAAAGAAGACAAUAUACUUAUUUAAUUAGUUGUUCAGACUGAUUCCAUCUCAAGUAUAAAUACACAAGAACAAAUAAAUAAAUAUAAAAUCAGACUAUUUUGGCUGUCAAUAGAUCAUUGCCAUCUGGUACCAGCAUAUACAUUAAGAUCUGCCCUCAUAACAUGCUGUUAUUUAUGGAAUCAUUGCUCUUUUUUUUUUAAUCACAUGCAGCAGUGAAAUUGAAUAACAGAGAGGAAUUAGUGACUGGGUAUUACUAUGUAGCCACAGGGUGUCUUCCUUAUAAUAAAGGAAGAGUAGUAUCAUGAUGGAUUCCAUUUACACAAUAUAAAAAUCUGGUAUUUUUAGUAUUAUAAUAAAUUUUUGCUACUGGGAAGGAGGAAUUACGUGCAUCUAUUUUUAAAGAACAUCAACAAUUCAUAUUAGCAACACACCAAUACUAAAAUUACAGCUGUUUGUUUGAGGCUUGUCUGGACAGUAUUCUACAGUUCAACUACCUUGUGCCUUCAAAAUAUUGUUCUUGCCUGUAGAGUGCUUUUUGCAAUGUGAUCAUAGAAGAACAAAAAGUGGGAGAGGCCUAUUGUGAAGUAUUUGCCUCCUCCAUGGCCUAAGAAAUUGAUGGAAAACCAAUGCGUUUUUUAAAAGAGGGCCCAUGUCUGAAAGUGAAUUUCUUACUUGGGCACAGGAAAUGCAAGUGAUGUGGCCGGUGCAGCAGACCUAUCUUUGUAUUAGCUGCCCCUUGGACUGGGUGUUUCACUCACUGUAGAGGCCAGUAUACAAUGCUUAGUGAAAAGAAUUGAGAAACAGAUCAAGUAUGAGUUAAUUUUCCCAGUAUGUAUACACAGCCUCCAACAAUAAUUCCAGCAAAAUUUUGUGAACUCAGCCUGAGCCUGUCUGUGACAUGAAAGGGCAGAUUUUACUGCCAAAGAAUCGAGUACUGGAAAAAUGUGACCAGUAAUUCAGAGAGGCAGAGCAGCAAUAACAGCAUAAAUAAUAAGAGCAUAAAACUGCUUAUCCAUUAUAAGAAGUGGUGCAUGAAUCAUGUUCAAUGGCAGAAGGUUUGACUGAGGUGUUGACUAAAAUUAUUACUGGGGCCAAAAUCCAGGAAGUGAAGAUAAUGUGGGCUGCAUAUCCUGGGAAUUAUGAAUGUAAGAAGGACAAGCUUCUUAAAUCUGUGUUGGUACCAAAAAUGUUCAGGUUGAGUUUCCUGGACAUAGAGAAAUAGGAGUCAUUUAUAACAAGAUAGACACCUGACACCUUUUAAUCCUUGCAAGGAUUUAUCUACAGGACAUUAAUGCCAGGGAAUAGUCACACUUACCACAUGAUUUUUUUUUUUUUUGUUUUAAUGCAAAUUCUGAAGCAGUUCUAAGGUUUCUCUUUUUUUGUAGCUUCCAGAUAACUAUCCUAAAAUUCCUCCUGCAAACAAAUGCAGAAUCAAAUCUAGCACUGAACUAUGUCUAAAAAGGGCUGCUCUUCUGCUCCAGAGUGUCAGGAGCAAUAAGUUACUUGAGGUGUACAUGGUGCUUUGGAGAAAUAGAAAUCAAUUACUGUUGCCAAGGUGAGUGGGAAAGGAUAAAUUGCUAGAACAUGGAAGAUGACACCUUUUUCUUAAGAAAGUUAUUUUCAACAAAAAUGAGUCAGAUCCUUCUCCUUAUAGCUACAAGAUGAUGGUAAGGUAAAUGAAAAAAAAGAGCUGUGAAGAAGGAAGGCUUUUCUGUGUAUGCAGAGAACAUUGCAAACAUGCAGCAGAGAAUUCUGUUUCUCCCAUCCAGAGAUGGAAGCUAGUGGAGUUGAAAAAACGACACAAAAUUAGUAUUGAAACACUGAAGUAUUUAUAUUAGGUCAUCACUCCUUUUCUGUACUGAUUUUAACUCAUGUGAUGUAUCUCUCAGGAAAGGAGCAAAUAAAGCAUGUGGUCCAAAUAUCUAAUAGAGGCUAUACUAAAAUGGUUUGAAAAUAUGAAGGCACAUGUGCUGCUUAAGCAUUGUUCAGAUUUUCACACAGGUGAAUUUACCAAGACUGGAGUUUGCAGCUAUCCUAUGCAAAGAGCUUUCUGGGGAAACAAGAGGAGGCAGUGACUGUGACAUUUAAUGUCAAUACUGUUGACACAAUGGAUUAUACAUUCUGCCCUUUUUUAUCCAGUUAAAUAGGGCCCAGCUCUCUGGUUCUUUUUUUGAUGAAUAAAUGUCAUAGUAUUGCAGGAGCAGAGAAUGUGUUAGGUUGGAAGGCACCACAGCAGGUCACCUCAUCCAAUCUCCCUGCUCAAGCAGAAUCAUCCCAGGGCACAUUGCACAGGAUUGCUGCAGACAGUUCUUGAAUAUUUCCAGUGAGGGAGACUCCACAAUCCCUCUGGGCAAUCUGUUCCAGUGCGAGGGAUGCGAUCCAGUGGGAUUUUAAAGAUGGUUCAUGGUGGAUGAGGAUGAGAUAGAUAAGCCUUUCUUAUUCAUAUAUCUGUGAGCACAAGGCAGUUAGGAGCACCUCUACCCCCAAAAAUGUAGUCUUUUGUAUUGGCACAAGAGUAAAAUCUAUGUGGACAAAACAUCUAGAAGAGCUAGAUUUUAGCAGCAAGGGAAGCAAUAGUUCAUUCUGUUCAUUAGAAAUCUAAGGCUGCUGCCUUUGAAUCAAAGACUUUUUGCAUGAAAGAAGUAAUGUAAAAAAUUUGAGGUUCUCUAAGGAAGCAAAAUAUGGAGAGUCAAUUCCAAAAAGUGCACAAGUGCUGGAUUUUAGCUGGCAGCAUAUAUGGGAUAGCUUUUUAAACUUUGUAUUGCUGCUAGUUUACCUCUAUUACUGCAUGUAAAGUUCAGUGCGGAUCCGUGUCGAAAAGACAACACUGGAAAUUUUCAUGCACUUUUCAGCUCUAAGGGGUAGUAAAAUAUGUUUAAUGAAACGGCAUGAACACACAACAACCUUUCAGCCUGUUCAACUUGUUGCACAGUUUAACACAUAGUCAACAGAAAAGUACAAGUGCAUAAAUGCUACUUCUCCAAAGACAAAGAAACUCAUUAAACUUUUCAUUUAUGUAAGAAAUGAAAAGUUUGCUUUUAAAGGCAAAAAAUAUACUCUUAUGUCAUGUGAGUACAUGGACAUAACACCAACAAAGUAAUGGAUAUUCUACCAAUAUUAGACAUAAAGAUGAAUCAAAAUAUAUCACUGAAAAAUUACAAGCAAUAUGGCUAAUACUAAUACAGUUCUUAGGGCCAAGAUAACAUACACACAUCCCCAGCUGUAGCAGAAGUUAAGUCAAAGGACAUUGCUGAGGUGAAUGUCACUGGAUUCUCCUAGCAAUCAGCUCCAAAUGCCAGUCAUUUACACUAAACUAGUGAGAUUCUAGAAAAGCAAGGACUUCCUAAGGAAGGUUCGUGGUACUUUCUUUUAUGAUAACUUUCUGACAUGUACAGACUGUACCCUUUGGCUCUUUGCUCAAGAGGGUGUUUUGCUGCCUGGUGCAGUAUGCUAUUAAGAUUGAAUUCAUUGGGACUUGCUGCAUUUUACCUUUGUUCAAUAGCUU
This is a messenger RNA of Motacilla alba alba, 15940 nucleotides long. It is a transcript of the gene BRD10, whose product is annotated as KIAA2026 ortholog. The transcript is spliced from 10 exons. The record is from RefSeq and is a predicted model, not a curated record. NCBI's taxonomy places the organism in Eukaryota, Metazoa, Chordata, Aves, Passeriformes, Motacillidae. Gene Ontology annotation, molecular function: protein binding. Bases 654 to 6965 code for a protein of 2103 amino acids.